Pogona vitticeps (central bearded dragon) is the source of this 801-nucleotide messenger RNA. NCBI's taxonomy places the organism in Eukaryota, Metazoa, Chordata, Lepidosauria, Squamata, Agamidae. The record is from RefSeq and is a predicted model, not a curated record.
GUCUCCAAUACCCGGCCUCUCUCGUCCCCCUCCUCAUUUUUGUGGCAGGCUCGAAUUAAGAAGAUCAUGCAGACGGACGAGGAAAUCGGCAAAGUGGCUGCAGCCGUUCCUGUGAUCAUCUCUCGUGCCCUGGAACUCUUUCUAGAAUCGCUGCUGAAAAACGCCUGCCACGUGACGCAGUCCAGAAACGCCAAGACGAUGACAACGUCCCACUUGAAACAGUGCAUUGAGCUGGAGCAGCAGUUCGACUUCCUGAAGGACUUAGUGGCCUCCGUGCCGGAUAUGCAGGGAGAUGCAGAAGACAACCACAUGGAGGGGGAGAAAGUUCCCAGGAGGGGCCGGAAGCCGGGCAGCGGGCGCAAGAACGGCGGCACGGCGGGGAAAGGGCGGGAUCCGAAGCAGUCGGGCACGGACUCCGAACAAGAGGAUGAUUCUGAAGACAGCGAGAGCAACGGGGAGGAGGAAAUGUCCCAGACGGCUCCCCCAGUCCGGCCCGCCACGCAUCUUUCUACUGCGCCAGCGCCAUAUUUACACUUCACCUCCCCCCCGGUUUCUGCCAUCCCGAUUCCCGUCUCUGCCCCGGCGGGGGCCAUGCCGGCGGCCCCUCCACCUGCGCCCCUCGGGCCGGUCCGGGAGGAUGAUGAAGAGGAGGAUUCCGCCUCCUACCCCUCGGUCCUGUUUUAGCUGCUGCCACUUUGCGGGGGUGGGGUGGGGUGGGGGGAGAAAAGAGGGGAGGGAGGGAGAGAACAGGGUUUGGACAAGGUCUGUUCUUAAAUUUAUUAAAAAACUAUGAAACUCUGG